Molecule: messenger RNA, 2001 nt
Organism: Necator americanus (New World hookworm)
Lineage: Eukaryota; Metazoa; Nematoda; Chromadorea; Rhabditida; Ancylostomatidae
Exons: 1
Coding region: 1-2001 (666 amino acids)
Source: RefSeq, a predicted model, not a curated record
AUGGACAACAUCGACGAGGAAUAUGACCGGCUUGUUGAACACCUACACGACUGCGCUAAGAAGGCUGAGAGUCUUAAAACCACCAAGAGGCGCCUUUCUCUUGAAACUCUUGAGCUGAUACGCCAGCGGGGAGCAGCACGAGCCGUAGGGAACCAAGAACUCAUGUCCGAGCUCGCAAGGCUUUGCAGAGAGGCGAUAAAUGAAGACCUUAAAGAGAGAAGAGCAGAAGUGCUGGUUGAAGCUGCAGAGGCGGGGAAAAGCAUCCGCUAUGCCCGUCGAGACUUCGCCAGUCACAAAACGAGGAUGACUGCUCUCCGGAGCCCAAAGGGAACAGCCAUUGCAUCGAGAAGGAGGAUGGAGAAAAUCAUCUACGACUUCUACUCUGAUCUUUUCGACAGCCAUGUCCACUUGCCUCCUCACCAUCUGAGGGAAGACGGACAAGUCAUUCCAGAGGUUCUCCCGUCCGAAACACGACAUGCUAUCAUGUCGGUAAGAAAUCGUACGGCACCCGGUCUCUACAGAAUAAGACCAGAACACCUGAAGAGCCUUCCGCCAGUACUCAUCAACACCCUGGCGAGGCUCUUUACACGUUAUCUGUCGGAAUGCAAGGUUCCUAAACAAUGGAAGACCAGCAAGACCGUGUUGUUGUAUAAGAAGAGAGAUCCACAUGACAUCGGCAACUAUCGUCCAAUCUGCCUACUGUCCGUCAUCUACAAGCUCUUUACAAGAGUAAUCCUUAAUAGGAUUGAAAAAGUCUUGGAUGAAGGACAGCCAUGCGAGCAAGCAGGGUUUCGAAAAGGAUUCAGCACGAUUGACCACAUUCACACUGUUUCGAAACUCAUCGAGGUAUCACGAGAAUACAAGGUGCCGCUCUGUCUCACCUUCAUCGACUUAAAGAAGGCCUUCGACUCAGUUGAGACGGAAGCGGUCGUGGAAGCCUUGGACAACCAAGGCGUCCGUACUCAGUACAUAAAGGUACUUCGAGAGUUGUACAGUAACUUCACGACCGGAAUUUCGCCAUUCUACAAGAACAUCAUCAUUGACGUGAAGAGGGGGGUCCAACAGGGUGAUACAAUUUCACCCAAAAUAUUCACAGCCGCCCUCGAGAACGCAAUGCGAAAGUUGGAAUGGAACGACAUGGGAGUAAAGGUUGAUGGUCGGCAGCUACACCAUUUGCGCUUUGCUGAUGACGUCGUACUGAUAACACCUAGCAUCAGCCAAGCGGAACGAAUGCUGACCGAAUUUGACGAAACAUGUGGAUGCAUCGGUCUUCAGCUGAAUCUACAAAAGACGAUGUUCAUGCGGAACGGAUGGGUCUUGGAUGCCCUAUUCACGCUCAACGGAACGAACAUAUCCGGAUGCACUAGCUACGUUUAUCUGGGUCGGGAACUGAACAUGAUGAACGACCUGAGCCCCGAGCUGGGCAGGAGGAGACGAGCGGCUUGGGGAGCGUACAAGAGCAUCAAGGAUGUAGUUAAGAAGACCAGGAACACCCAGCUCCGUGCUCACCUCUUCAACACCACCGUACUUCCUGCUUUGACCUAUGCUUCGGAAACCUGGGCAUUUCGCAAGCAGGAAGAAAACGCGGUGAGCGUCAUUGAACGCGCAAUUGAGAGAGUGAUGCUAGGAGUAUCCCGUUUCACGCAAGUGAGGGACAGGAUUCGAAGUUCUCUCCUACGUCAACGAUCGAAGAUUAGAGACGCCGCCGCGUUUGCCAAGGAAAGUAAAAUAAGGUGGGCCGGACACGUGAUGCGCUUUAAUGACAACCGUUGGACCAGAGCCGUGAGGGACUGGGUUUCCCGCGAUAUUAAGCGCACUACAGGAAGACCGCCGACCCGAUGGUCAGAUUUCUUCACGAAGUCCUUCAAAGAAAAAUAUGAUGCUCUUCGUGUCCCACGCAAAAGGAGGAACCACUGGGCUACUCUAGCACGCGAUCAGGACAAAUGGAAGAAUUACUGGCGCCCGCUCGACCAGUUCGAAGAUCAACGGGAGUCAAGGUGA